CCCAACCCAACAAGCCCACACAAGUACACUACAUUACCCUCAAUCUCAUCACAUAAGUCAUAAGAAUAUUCCUCCCUUCUUCUCUACCCUUUGCCGUUUCUCACUUUACUCUGCCUCUUCUCUCCUUUCCCCGCACUCUCUGCAACAACUCAAACCUCAAUUUCUGUUGUUCAAUCACUCUGAUGGAAGAAGGGUAGUGAAUUUCUGCGAUUUUCGUCAAAUUUCUCGGUUUGUUUACUUGAUUUCACAUUGCAUCCAUUUUAAUUUUCAAAAUUCACCCUGAUGGAAAUUAGUUUUUGUACAUGCAAUUGUGGUUACUCAUAGUGCUCAAUUUCAUCAACAAAAUAUAAUUUUUCUGUUAAAAAUUUGAUUUUUAUUCAUGAGCUAUGGUUUAGAAGAAUUGGGUGAGUUAAUUUAGUAGAAUUGAGGAAUUGGGUGGAGUUGGAAUUAGGUUAACGAUGUCAUUUAGGAGUAUGAUCAUGGAUAGGAAGGGAUUUGACGUGAAAUUCGGGUAUGGUAUGAGAUCAAGAUCACAGUCACACUGUGAUGUUAAUGUUAUUGCCGAUGGUGCUUUGGUGAUUGAUGAUGGGUUGAGUCAGAGUUGUUGGGCUAACAUGCCCCAUGAGCUUUUGAGGGAUGUGCUUAUGAGAAUUGAGGUUUCAGAUGAUACUUGGCCGACUCGGAAGAAUGUUGUCGCGUGUGCCGGUGUUUGCAGGAGUUGGAGAGAAAUCGUGAAGGAACUUGUUAAGCCUCCUCAAUUGUCCAGCAAGUUGACAUUCCCUGUCAACUUGAAGCAGCCUGGUCCAAGGGGCUCUCUCAUUCAGUGCUAUAUUAAACGAAAUCGCGGUGACCAAAUUUAUUAUCUUUUUCUCAGUUUGAACCAAGCCUCAACUGAUGACGGCAAGUUCCUUCUUGCUGCACGCAAGUGUCGACGUGCAACCCACACUGACUAUAUCAUUUCUCUAAAUUUGGAUGAUGUAUCAAGAAGGAGUAGCACCUAUGUUGGGAAGUUGAGAUCAAACUUUCUGGGCACCAAAUUUACAGUGUAUGAUGCACACCCUCCAGUUUAUGGAGACAGAUUUGCAAAGUCCCGCACCACCAGGCUAAGUCUCAAGCAAGUGUCUCCGAGAGUUCCUGCAGGAAACUAUCCCAUCGUGCAUGUCUCAUAUGAUCUGAAUGUUUUGGGCUCUAGGGGCCCUAGGAUUAUGCAAUGUGUUAUGGAUGCCAUCCCUGCCUCAGCUGUUGAACCUGGAGGUGUGGCCCCGACACAGACUCAAUUUCUUCAUAGCAGAGCUGAUACUUCUCCAUCUAUCCCGUUCUUCAGAUCAAAAUCAACCCGCUCAGAGAAUCUCCAAUCAGCAGCACCUUUGAUAAGUCAAAAUGAUGGGGAGCUGGUGUUAAAAAACAAGGCUCCUAGGUGGCAUGAACAACUCCAAUGCUGGUGUUUGAACUUCAAUGGACGUGUGACAGUCGCUUCAGUUAAAAAUUUCCAGCUGGUUGCUUCUCCUAAAAAUGGAGUUUCUGAGGAGGCCCAGGAAAAUGUCAUUCUGCAGUUUGGAAAAGUCGGAAAGGAUGUGUUCACCAUGGAUUACCAGUAUCCAAUCUCUGCCUUUGAAGCAUUUGCAAUAUGCCUUAGCAGCUUUGACACCAAGAUUGCUUGCGAGUGAUUGCUGGAACAGGUUUUAGCCGAUUGGAAUCGGCCCUCACAGUAUUGCAGGUCUGAUAUAGGCAACAUGUCUGCUUUCUGUUUAGUCCAACCCGGCUUCAUAGUCUCUCCCCCUUCCCCCUUCUCCCUUUUAUUUUGUAUAUAAGUGACUUGUGUGCAUUAUAUUUAACAAACAUGGAACAUAUGUUGUAUUUUGUGUUUUAGUUUGCGAACCAACUUAUGUUUUUUUGGCCAUGAGAUUGUAGACAACGACCUUAGAUGCAAUUGGUCUGUGAACUUGCCAGUUGUGUCUGUUUGAUGGCUUUUGGUUUUCAGAAUGUAUGUACUUGCCUGCUUUUGUUGCUACAUUCCUUUCAAAGAUUAUCCAAUAUUCAAUUGGUACAAAGUUUGCUCCCAA
Messenger RNA from Medicago truncatula (barrel medic), 2063 nucleotides. RefSeq names its product tubby-like F-box protein 3. The transcript has 6 exons. Bases 459 to 1667 code for a protein of 402 amino acids. The record is from RefSeq and is a predicted model, not a curated record. Gene Ontology annotation, molecular function: protein binding. NCBI's taxonomy places the organism in Eukaryota, Viridiplantae, Streptophyta, Magnoliopsida, Fabales, Fabaceae.